Molecule: messenger RNA, 1627 nt
Organism: Aphanomyces astaci
Lineage: Eukaryota; Oomycota; Saprolegniomycetes; Saprolegniales; Verrucalvaceae
Exons: 1
Coding region: 253-1569 (438 amino acids)
Source: RefSeq, a predicted model, not a curated record
UCGGAGCCGACAAAUUUUUAUUACAUCCUGAAACCUCACUUAACAAUACUGGUAGCAAGGAAUACCGAUAUGUAGUAUCCGAUUCGCCAAUAUUCUUUGUGUUGUCUACCAAUCACAGGGCAGUGUUCAAACUUCCACCAAUCAACUGAUCGGUAGUCAUUCUUUUCGACCAAUCAUACUUCAAUAAGUACAGCAACGUGUGGUUCAAUCCUUUUCGACAAUCUAAAGCGGCAACUCGAAGGUCACGUUCACAUGCACUUCUUCGGCUUGCGUGACAAUGUCGGCGAUCUUGACGGCCUUCUGGGCGGCGUCGUCCAAGUCGUUGGCGACAAUCAUGCGGAAGCCAGAGUUCUCGAUGAGGGCGCGGGCCUUCUCCACGUUGGUUCCCUGCAGUCGGAUCACAAUGGGCUUCUUCAUGCCGAGGUCCUUCACGGCGGCGAUGAUUCCCGCGGCGAUCACGUCGCAGCGCAUGAUGCCUCCGAAGAUGUUGACCAAGAUGGACUUGACCUGGGUGUCCGCGUUCAGAAUCUCAAACGCCUUCUUCACCUGGGCUUCGGUGGCGCCCCCGCCGACGUCCAAAAAGUUGGCGGGCGACCCGCCGAACAGCUGGAUGAUGUCCAUGGUGGCCAUGGCGAGACCGGCGCCGUUCACGAGGCACCCGAUGUUGCCGUCCAGCCCAAUGUAGUUAAGAUCGUACGCGCUGGCUUCGACUUCGCGCGCGUCUUCCUGGGUCUUGUCGCGCUGGGCAAAGAUCUCGGCUUGGCGGAAGGCGGCGUUGUCGUCGAAGUUGAUCUUGGCGUCGCACGCAAACACUUGGCCGUCGGGGGUUUCGGCCAACGGGUUGAUUUCCACUUGGGUCGCGUCCACGCCGAUGAACAUCUUGUACAAGUUGCCCAAGAGUUCCACGCCGCGGGAGAGGGGGGCGCCUUCCAAGCCCAUGUUGGACGCGAGGCGGGUCAGCUGUUCGUUGGUGGGACCGGUCAUGAUGUCGAUGUUUUCCUUGAAGAUGAGUUCGGGCGUGUUGUGCGCCACGUCUUCGAUCGAGGUCCCGCCGGCGGGGGAACCCACCAACACCGGGCCUUGCGACGCGCGGUCCAUGAGGAUGCUAAAGUACAUUUCGCGACGCAAGUACACACGUUCCAUGAGGAACACCUUGGCCACUUCAAUACCCUUUUCGCCGGUUUGCUUGGUGACGAGGGUUUCACCAAUCAUCUUUUGCGCAAAGUUCUUGGCGUCUUCAGCCUUGGUGCACAUGUGCACACCGCCUUUGAAGCCGUUCUUGAAGUGACCGAGACCGCGACCACCGGUCAACGCUUGCGCCUUGAUCACGACGUCCUUGGACUCGUCGCCUCCCUUGAGCUUGUUGUACACUUGCACGGCUUCCUCGGGGGUGUUGGCCGCUUCGGAGGCAGGGAUCGCGACGCCGUAGGAUUGCAUGAUCUUCAUGGAUUGGUACUCAUGCAAGUUGAGGCGGCGGACUUGCUGUCCCGUUGGGCGGAGCAGCGGCGUGGCCUUGAUGAUCGAGCGCAACAUGAGAUAGGUGGGGGAAACCAAGCAAUCGCGGAAUGAAAUGACGUGAGGUGCUCAACACUGGUCACGAAUCCCGCCAAUCAAAACAAGGCUCGUU